CGGAGAGAGAGAGAGAGAGAGAGAGAGAGAGAGAGAGAGCGUCACGUUGCCAUGGCAACCUAGUGGCAAACCCGUACACCAACACAGCAACAAUGUCUACUUCGGUGGCAAAAUUGGAAAAAAAGAAGAGGCGUGAGCUGGUGCUGAGGCCCUCAUCUGGAGCAAUAAAUGUGUCGGUGUCAGGACUGCAUGGAAGUACAAGACGUCCAAACAGCGUCGUCGCUUCCUACAGUGGAAGAUAUUUCAGCGUGAUCGGUGGCAGUAAGAUGCUGGAGAAGAGCGCCAUUCAAGCUCCGAGACAGGCUGUUCGGGUGUUUGAUGAAGGAAACAAUGAUGUCACCCCUCGGCCGCUGUACCAGGUAGCUCCAGGAGCAGUGCAGGCCAAAGCCAGCUGGUUCUUUGUGGAAGAAAUCCCUGGUGGAUCAGCAUCAGACCAGACAAGCACCACUGGGGGCCUCAUAAUGCCAUUCUUCAGGUCAGUAUUGGGCAGCAGCAGAAUAUCCACCCAGUCGACAAUAGAGUCGAUGAAUGAGGAGAUUGAGAAUACAUUCUCCAAACAAGACAUGCCCAUCAACUUACCAGAUGUGCAGAAGAAACGAGAGAUUGUCAAAGAACAGGUGACAGAAGAAAUGUUGAAAGAUAUCAUAGAUGUCUAUCUGUCUGAAACAAGCACAAUUUCUCUGCUGGACAUACCCAAUACUUUUGUGUCAGCAGAUGCUGAUGAUGCAAAAGCUAUCAUAGAGAGAAACAGUCAGUAUGCUGAAGUUUGCAGGAACAGAAUGGGCAGUCACAAGUAUGUGGAUCACUCAGUACAGACAGUGAAUGGAGCAGCUAAAAACAAACAGGUUCAGAGUGACAGCAUUACCAUGGUGGACGCAGCCACCACUGUUACCACUUGGGACAUCUAUGACACCUUGUGCAGCCCUGAACAGGAUGAAACCAUGCACAGCCCUGAACCAGAGAAGGCCAGCUACACAGAGGCUGUUGUGGACACUGAUAGAGGUACAAAGCAGAGCAUGUCAGUGGGCAGCACAACCAGUACAGCCACUGCUGCUAGCUCAUUGAAAGACAUGGGAGUUUUUGGGAGCAGUUUAAAUGCUGAGUCAGACUUGCAGCUCAUCUUGUCAUCAGAAAAAUUUCAACACUGCUUUCUAGUAAUGGAGAGAAGCAUCCUUAGAAACGCCUUCCAACCUAAGCUGGCUGCUUACAGACAGCUGCCUGUACUAGAAGACCCAGACAGUCCAGUGAGGCCUGGGACAGUGGAGCAGAGAAAGGAGGAUAUAGAGAACUCUAGAUCUCCAGCUCUGAAGUGUCUGUGGGCUUUUAGCUGUGAGCUCAGCAGAGGACGCAGUGUCAGCAGUAUGGCCUGGAACAAGAAGAACCUGGACCUCUUGGCUGUGGGUUAUGGCGAGCUUCACUCCAGUAACCAGAAACCAGGCUUGGUGUGCUGCUGGUCCUUCAAAAACCUUAUGUGGCCUGAGCGUGUCAUCCACUGUGACAGUGCUGUGACUUCUCUGGACUUCUCAUCCAACAACCCCAGUCAGCUGGCUGUGGGGAUGCAUGAUGGCACCAUUGCUGUCUACAAUGUACAGAGUCAAAUCAACAUAUCGCAUGUUAUCAGCAGCAGUAAGUGUCCCGAUAAGCACUUGGGUCCAGUGUGGCAGCUGAGGUGGACUCAAACAGAGCUGAGCCUAAUAGAGGAACAGGUCGAAUCUCUGUCCUCUGUGUCUGCGGAUGGCAGGAUCUGCAAGUGGUUUGUCUUUAUCAGUGACCUCAACUGCACAGAGCUGAUGAAGCUCGAGAGGGUUCAUAACAAAAAGAAGAAGGCUGGAGGGAACGGUACAGAAAAGAAAAGUGUUUUGUCAGAACUGACUCCUGGUCUGUGUUUUGACUUCCAUCCAUUAGACUCCGGUCUCUACUUGGUUGGUACAUGGGAAGGUCUCAUCCACAAGUGCUCCUGUUCUAACAGUCAGCAGUUUCUGCAGACCUACAGGAAACACUUUUGUCCUGUGAACUGCAUCGCAUGGUGUCCACUCAGUCCUGAACUGUUCCUGAGCUGUUCUUCUGACUGGACCAUCCAGCUGUGGAAGCAGGACCACUGUAGCCCUGUAUUAGGCUUCAGCUCCACCCAGGGGGCAGUGUACGACAUCAAGUGGUGCCCAAAGUGGGCCACUGUGUUUGGGGCCAUUAAAGAGGGGCAGCUGGAGAUCUGGGACCUCAGUGCAAACAUCCUGGACCCAGUCAUUGUGCAGCCUGCUGCACCUGGUGUGACCAUGAAGUCCCUGCUGUUUCACACACAGUCAGACUGCAUCCUGGUAGGAGACAGCGCUGGACAUGUGACUGUCUACCAGUUGAAGAACCUCAGAGCGAGAGAGAGCAACCAGGUGAAUAUCCUGGAAGGCCUCAUCAGCUCUGCAGCUUCCAGACAGUUUUGCAAAACACAGCCAGAUAAAAAUAGGAGUAUACCAACGGCAUAAGUAAUGUAAGUGCAUGUUGGCAUCGGUCAUUAUAGUGAAAUGGCCUUGACUUCUGAAAUCAUCAAACAUCAUAGUGAUGACUGAACUUGUCAAGAAUGAAAUAUCACAGUCCUGUUCAAAUAAAAGGUUGUUUUAAUGUCA
Molecule: messenger RNA, 2618 nt
Organism: Monopterus albus (swamp eel)
Lineage: Eukaryota; Metazoa; Chordata; Actinopteri; Synbranchiformes; Synbranchidae
Gene: dnai4
Product: dynein axonemal intermediate chain 4
Exons: 17
Coding region: 93-2477 (794 amino acids)
Biological process (GO): cilium movement
Cellular component (GO): axonemal dynein complex
Molecular function (GO): dynein light chain binding; dynein heavy chain binding
Source: RefSeq, a predicted model, not a curated record